This is a messenger RNA of Drosophila eugracilis, 3181 nucleotides long. RefSeq names its product dynamin-like 120 kDa protein, mitochondrial (gene Opa1). Lineage: Eukaryota; Metazoa; Arthropoda; Insecta; Diptera; Drosophilidae. Gene Ontology annotation, cellular component: mitochondrial membrane; cytoplasm; microtubule. The transcript is spliced from 14 exons. Gene Ontology annotation, molecular function: microtubule binding; GTPase activity; GTP binding. The record is from RefSeq and is a predicted model, not a curated record. Gene Ontology annotation, biological process: mitochondrial fusion. The coding region runs from base 101 to 3019 and encodes 972 amino acids.
CGGACUCGUAAAAAGAUGAGAUUUUGCGGCAGGAAAAUUGAUUAAUUCCCGAAAAUAAACAAAGUAAACUGAGUGGAAAUUGUAAUCCUGACCAGCAAUCAUGUUGCGCAUCUAUCAGAACACUUACCGGCGCACCGCGAGAAAAGCUGUUGUCUACUCCACCAAGGUAGCCUGCUGUAAUCAUUCCACGCUCUGCAGCAUCACCAGCCACCAACGACGUCCCCAGGGCAAUGGGAGUUCAAACUCCAAUGGAAACCAUCAACGCCACGAGGAGUUCCUUCUUGCCGGCAACCCGGCAAGGGGUUGGCAAAUGCCUCCGCCGUCGCGUGGUUAUGGAAUGCUAGUGGUGCGCAUCCUGCGGGGAGCCCUUAAACUGCGAUACAUAGUCCUAGGCGGCGCCAUUGGUGGGGGCGUGUCCCUGAGCAAAAAAUACGAGGACUGGAAGGAUGGAUUACCGGAUUUUAAGUGGUUGGAGGAUGCUAUGCCGCAGGGCGAACGAUGGAGCCAGUUCUCGCGGAAUCUUAUCGAGGUGGGCUCCCUGGUGAAGAACGCCAUCGAUGUCGAUCCAAAGCUCAAGCAGCUGGGCGAGGAUAAGCUGUCGGAAUGGCGCAGCUGGUUUGACAGUCGUCUGGAUGAUGCCAUCGAGGCGGCCGACUAUCAAGGAGUUCAGAUUGUCGAAACCAAAGAUGAUCUGAAGGCAAAGACUACGGUGGCCGCUCUGGGCAUUACUUCCGACGAAAGUCGAAAGAAGUAUGAGAAACUUCAGAGCCAGGUGGAGACGCUGCAGACGGAGAUCAUGAACGUGCAGAUCAAAUAUCAAAAGGAGCUAGAAAAGAUGGAGAAGGAGAAUCGUGAGCUGCGCCAGCAAUACCUUAUCCUCAAGACGAACAAAAAGACCACUGCAAAGAAGAUCAAAAAAUCUCUGAUUGACAUGUACUCGGAGGUUCUGGAUGAGCUUUCAGGCUACGACACGGGCUACACGAUGGCCGAUCAUCUUCCGCGUGUUGUAGUAGUGGGAGAUCAAAGCAGUGGCAAGACCUCUGUGCUGGAAUCCAUUGCUAAGGCUCGCAUCUUUCCCCGCGGCAGUGGCGAGAUGAUGACGAGAGCCCCAGUUAAAGUCACUUUGGCCGAAGGCCCGUACCAUGUGGCUCAGUUCCGUGACUCCGAUCGGGAAUACGAUCUGACCAAGGAGUCUGAUCUACAAGAUCUACGCCGGGAUGUGGAGUAUCGCAUGAAGGCCUCAGUGCGAGGUGGUAAAACUGUGAGCAAUGAAGUCAUUGCUAUGACAGUCAAGGGUCCCGGACUGCAGAGAAUGGUUUUAGUCGAUCUGCCAGGCAUUAUUUCGACAAUGACUGUGGACAUGGCUUCGGAUACCAAAGAUUCGAUUCACCAGAUGACCAAGCAUUAUAUGAGCAACCCGAACGCCAUUAUUCUCUGCAUUCAGGAUGGGUCUGUUGAUGCCGAGCGUAGUAAUGUCACUGAUUUGGUCAUGCAGUGCGAUCCCUUGGGUCGACGCACCAUUUUUGUACUGACAAAGGUGGAUUUAGCUGAGGAACUAGCCGAUCCAGAUAGGAUAAGAAAAAUCCUUUCGGGCAAACUCUUUCCAAUGAAGGCUCUGGGCUAUUAUGCCGUUGUGACCGGUCGUGGACGGAAAGAUGAUAGCAUUGAUGCCAUCCGGCAAUAUGAGGAGGACUUUUUCAAGAACUCAAAGCUUUUCCAUCGUCGUGGCGUUAUCAUGCCUCAUCAAGUAACCAGCCGGAAUCUAAGCUUGGCGGUGUCAGAUCGUUUCUGGAAGAUGGUGAGGGAAACUAUUGAGCAGCAGGCAGAUGCAUUUAAGGCGACCAGAUUCAAUCUGGAAACCGAAUGGAAGAACAACUUUCCCAGAUUGCGUGAGUCUGGACGAGACGAGCUGUUUGACAAGGCCAAGGGCGAGAUACUGGAUGAGGUGGUGACUCUCUCUCAAAUCUCAGCUAAAAAGUGGGACGACGCUCUCAACACCAAGCUCUGGGAGAAGCUUUCUAACUAUGUAUUUGAAACCAUCUACCUGCCCGCCGCUCAGUCAGGUUCUCAAAAUUCUUUCAAUACGAUGGUGGACAUCAAGCUGCGUCAGUGGGCGGAGCAGGCACUGCCUGCCAAAUCGGUGGAGGCUGGCUGGGAGGCGCUGCAAAUGGAGUUUAUCUCUCUGAUGGAGCGCUCGAAGAAGACGCAGGAUCAUGACGGCAUCUUCGAUCAGCUGAAGGCUGCGGUGGUAGACGAAGCCAUUCGGCGACACAGUUGGGAGGACAAAGCCAUCGAUAUGCUUCGUGUGAUCCAGCUGAAUACGCUAGAGGAUCGCUUUGUACAUGAUAAGCAGGAGUGGGACUCGGCGGUAAAGUUCCUGGAGACUUCCGUGAAUGCCAAGCUUGUGCAAACGGAGGAGACGCUAGGACAAAUGUUUGGUCCUGGCCAGCUGCGACGCUUCACUCACUGGCAGUACCUGACGCAGGAUCAGCAGAAGAGGCGAAGCGUAAAGAACGAGCUGGACAAAAUACUCAAAAACGAUACGAAACAUUUGCCCACCCUGACUCAUGAUGAACUGACGACGGUGCGCAAGAAUCUUCAGCGGGAUAAUGUGGAUGUGGACACAGAUUAUAUAAGGCAAACGUGGUUCCCAGUCUACAGAAAACACUUCCUGCAGCAGGCGUUACAGAGGGCAAAGGAUUGCCGCAAGGCUUACUACCUUUACACACAGCAGGGAGCCGAGUGUGAGAUCUCCUGCAGCGAUGUCGUGCUCUUCUGGCGCAUCCAGCAGGUGAUCAAAAUAACGGGCAACGCACUGAGGCAGCAGGUGAUCAAUCGGGAGGCGCGGCGGCUGGAUAAGGAGAUCAAGGCUGUGCUGGACGAGUUCAGUGACGAUGAGGAAAAGAAGGGAUACCUGCUGACAGGCAAGCGUGUGCUGCUUGCUGAGGAACUAAUCAAAGUGCGACAGAUACAAGAGAAGCUGGAGGAGUUCAUCAAUUCAUUGAAUCAGGAGAAAUAGUAGUGUGCCAUGACCAAAGACACAACACCUGAGGCGUUACUUAUUUAAUUGGAUAGUUUAAGCCCACAUUUCAAAUGUUUGUUCAUAGUACCACGCUUGAGCCCCUUAGUUAAGCUUACUUUGUGCUCCGAAAGUAAUAAACUAAUAGAUCGUUAGUUCGUA